AUGGCCUCGCGAACUUCGCGUUCGAGCGGCGCUGGCGCCUUGAGAACCGCAUCCCGAGCUCGCCCUCCCUUCCGUAUCGUGUCACCUUAUGGCCGAUGUAUUCCAUUCCACGCCGCCGUUCUUAUCACCGCGCUUACAAUCGCCGCGAGUAUGGGACUCGUGGAUGGCCUGACGUCCGCGAAAGACGUCGAUGCUUUGGGGGACAUCUACAGCGGCUUUAAUCGCUCCGCAACGCUGCAGACGUGGACGUGGGGCGAUCCGUGCGGCAGCGACGGCAGCGAGAACGCGGGCAGUCCGUGGCACGGCAUCACGUGCGACGUGUCGGCCGACCCGCAACGAGUGAUCGAAAUGUACGUUGCUCCGACUGCUGCUGCUGCCGCCGCCGUUGGGUGA
Messenger RNA from Closterium sp. Naga37s-1, 393 nucleotides. Lineage: Eukaryota; Viridiplantae; Streptophyta; Zygnematophyceae; Desmidiales; Closteriaceae. The record is from the annotation of a GenBank genome assembly.